AUGGGACAUCAAGAUGAACCCGUUGGCUCAACUCUUGAGUCGGGAUACGCCUCUGGCGCGUCCAGCUCAUCCUCCUCAGGACAACUGCCUACCAUUCAUCUCACCAAGCCACAUCUCAAGUUUCUGAACAGCACGCUCAAUGGCCUGGCUCCCAUUGACAUCCUCCGCUGGGCAAAAAUCACAUUCCCGAACCUUUACCAAACCACCGCAUUCGGCCUGACCGGCCUUGUCACGCUCGACCUCCUGUCCAAGCUACAAAAAGAGACACCCUCCGCUGCGCCAAUUGACGUGAUCUUCCUCGACACGCUCUACCACUUUCAAGAAACUCUCGAUUUGGUAGAGAAAAUCAAGGCACGCUACUCAAACAUCAAUCUCCACGUCUACAAGCCCGAAGGCGUCAACACCACCGCUGAGUUCGAAGCCAAGCACGGCACCGAGCUCUGGAAGCACAAUCCCGACAAUUAUGACUACACCGCCAAAGUCGAGCCCGCACAACGGGCAUAUGCCGAUCUCUCAGUCGCCGCAAUAUUCACUGGCCGCCGACGCUCGCAAGGAGCCAAGCGAGAGUCGCUCGACAUCAUCGAGAUUGUCGAAGGCGGCCUGAUCAAGAUCAACCCUCUCGCCAGCUGGUCUUUCGCCCAAGUCCAAGAGUACAUCAAGGAGAACAAUGUACCAUACAAUGAGCUGUUGAAUCGUGGAUACAAGAGUGUUGGGGAUUGGCAUUCAACGGAGCCGGUGAAGGAGGGUGAGGACGAGCGUGCGGGUCGCUGGAAGGGAACUGCGAAGACGGAGUGCGGGAUUCACAAUAAGCGGAGCAAGUAUGCGCAGUUCUUGUAUGAAGCUGAGCAGAAGCGGCAGCAGCAGGAGUUGGUGGCGAUGCUGGAGCAGGUGGAGAUUAAGCAGGAGCACUUUGAGGAUAUUGUUGUGACUGCGUGA
This is a messenger RNA of Hyaloscypha bicolor E, 936 nucleotides long. Its product is annotated as Phosphoadenosine phosphosulfate reductase CysH-type. The coding region runs from base 1 to 936 and encodes 311 amino acids. The transcript has a single exon. NCBI's taxonomy places the organism in Eukaryota, Fungi, Ascomycota, Leotiomycetes, Helotiales, Hyaloscyphaceae. The record is from RefSeq and is a predicted model, not a curated record. Gene Ontology annotation, cellular component: cytoplasm. Gene Ontology annotation, molecular function: phosphoadenylyl-sulfate reductase (thioredoxin) activity.